GACCGCGCGCUUGCUCGCUCGCGCCUGCUCGCCCGCCCGCCCGCCCGCUCGCGCUUUCUCGCUCGCUAUCUCUCCCUCCUCCCUCACGUACCGCGGGGGCUCCGGCCACAAGCGGCGGCGGCUGAGCAGGAGACAACCGCGACGGCGGCGGUGGCAGCAGCAGUAGCGGCGGCGGCGGCGGCAGCGGCGAGAAGAUGUCGGGCGAGGACGAGCAGCAGGAACAGACGAUCGCCGAGGACCUGGUGGUGACCAAGUACAAGAUGGGGGGCGACAUCGCCAACCGAGUCCUGAGGCUGGUGGUGGAGGCAUCAACCUCAGGGGCAUCAGUGCUGGGUCUGUGUGAGAAGGGCGAUGCCAUGAUUAUGGAGGAGACAGGAAAGAUCUUCAAGAAGGAAAAGGAGAUGAAGAAAGGUAUUGCCUUCCCUACAAGCAUCUCGGUAAAUAACUGUGUCUGUCACUUCUCCCCCUUGAAGAGCGACCAGGACUACAUCCUCAAGGAGGGUGACUUAGUAAAAAUUGACCUAGGAGUCCAUGUGGAUGGUUUCAUUGCAAAUGUGGCCCACAGUUUCGUGGUUAAUGCAUCUAAGGGCACCCCCGUGACAGGGAGAAAAGCAGAUGUGAUUAAGGCAGCUCACCUGUGUGCUGAGGCAGCCCUGCGCCUGGUCAAGCCUGGAAACCAGAACACACAAGUUACAGAUGCCUGGAACAAAGUUGCCCAUUCAUUUAACUGCACACCAAUAGAAGGUAUGUUGUCUCACCAAUUGAAGCAACAUGUCAUCGAUGGAGAAAAAACCAUCAUUCAAAACCCCACAGACCAGCAGAAGAAGGACCAUGAAAAAGCAGAGUUUGAAGUCCAUGAAGUCUAUGCCGUGGAUGUUCUUGUGAGCUCAGGAGAGGGCAAGGCCAAGGACGCAGGACAGAGAACUACCAUCUAUAAGCGAGAUCCUUCAAAACAGUAUGGCCUGAAAAUGAAAACUUCCCGUGCCUUUUUUAGCGAGGUGGAGAGGCGAUUCGACGCCAUGCCAUUCACUCUCAGGGCAUUUGAGGAUGAAAAGAAAGCUCGGAUGGGUGUGGUGGAAUGCGCUAAACAUGAGCUACUACAACCAUUCAAUGUUCUGUAUGAGAAGGAAGGUGAGUUUGUUGCCCAGUUCAAAUUCACAGUGCUGCUCAUGCCUAAUGGCCCCAUGCGAAUAACCAGUGGUCCCUUUGAACCUGAGCUGUACAAGUCUGAGCUCGAGGUCCAGGAUGCAGAGCUAAAGGCACUCCUUCAGAGUUCAGCCAGUCGGAAGACCCAGAAAAAGAAAAAAAAGAAGGCCUCCAAGACUGCAGAGAACGCCACCACUGGGGAAACAGCGGAAGAGAAUGAAGCAGGGGACUGAGUUGGUUUCCAUCUCCCUAGCCCAGUACUCCUCCCUAUUUCCCCUCCUAUUACAUCCUGGGCUCCACAAAGAGCGGUUCAUCUUUUCCACCCAGGACCGCUGGCAGAGUGGGGAACCUCUCCCCUGAUCCCAAUCCCUACAAACAACCCUCCUUCCAAUGACUACCAGCUCCGACUGACUCUGGCCUUGGGAGGCUAGGGCUCCUGGCCAUCGCAGACUACUUUAAACAGAAAAAAGAAAUUGAAUAAUAAAAUCAGGAGUCAAAACCUGUCUUCAAGCCCCUCUUUCUACCUUUUUGUAUUUCUCUCUGCUUGGUCAAGGUUGAUGGCCCAGCUCUACAGGGAGAGGCAGAUGGCCGAUCUAGCUUAUGCACCGCCACCACCUCCCCUGGAAGUUUUUUACUCUCCUCUUUCCUAGUGGUCAAUAUCUAUUUGGGGUGCCAGCCCCAUUCUGCCUCUUCGAGUCUCUGUCUUGCCUCAAAAUGGGGUUGGGGAGGUAUCUUCCUCCAUUUCUCAUUUUGAUUCUUAUGUAGCAGAAUCCUUUUCAGAACCAAGCUGUCUGGCCAGGCCCCUCCCGUUUUGUAGGAGCUGGAGCCUGUAAUUCUGGGAUUCUCUUCUGUUGUAUGGAUCCUCUUGUUUAAAUUUUUAGUUUUUACAAGGAUAGGAUCCACUUGUUUUCUCACAGAACUAUAAAGAAAUGGCCCUUCCCAACUCAACCUUGUUCCUGGAAUUGCCUGUAGUUCCAAUCUAGAGCUGAAAGCCCCAUCUGCCAAUGUGGUUCCUGUGUGUGGUGCUCUACCGUCCCUCUUCUGAGAGGGCAGGAGUCAGGGGAGCAGAUUGACUCUUAAGGAGGGGCUCCUCCUUUCUGAAGCUGUUGACUUGGAUUGUACAGAUUCUUGGGGCUUUGUGGGUUGUUGUGGGAGGGGCAGUUAGUAAGUGGGGUCUUGGGGAGCUGGGGCUCCCACUAAGUCCUGGGGUUUUUAAACGCACAGAGAUUGCGUCAAUAAAACAAAUUGGAUUUGCUGAUGAUUUUCUGAUGUGCCAUUUGUAAUGCUGCUCAUUUGGUGAUGGGUGGGGGGGGGUGUCUUGGUAGAAGAUAUGUCUUGGAUAAGCAACUUCCAGUAAACUGGAACAGGUUCCCUAGGAUAUGAUAGCUCCCCACUAUAUCCUAAUAUGAGGGCCAUUUAUUCCAUCUUAAGUUAUAUUCUGUCCUCCUUGGGAGCAAUGAAAGGAUAAUAAAAAUCCCACUAAUUUCUCUGGAUUAGAAUUUUUAAGACUUGUCUGUAGGAAGUGGGAGAUUUAUGGUUGUUUAAUUUUUCUGGAGUGGAAAUGUACCUCUUUCGAGUCCAUUUGUUCAGAAAUAAUAGGAUACCCCAUCCCCCCCAGGAAUGUUCUGUUAUUUUUUAAAAAUAAAAUUGAUAAGUAAUA
Molecule: messenger RNA, 2806 nt
Organism: Dromiciops gliroides (monito del monte)
Lineage: Eukaryota; Metazoa; Chordata; Mammalia; Microbiotheria; Microbiotheriidae
Gene: PA2G4
Product: proliferation-associated 2G4
Exons: 13
Coding region: 195-1379 (394 amino acids)
Source: RefSeq, a predicted model, not a curated record